CCAUAUCGUAUAUAAGGAGCACUGACUUGGCACUGCCACUCAAAGGUACGGCAGAGACUGGCUGGAGCUUUCUUUUCCAUUUUCUGAGAAGUUUGAAUUUGAGUUUUUUGAGUUGCAACUUAAGUAUCCUCACUUGACACUAGAAGCAGUUAUCAAACCCACGGAGGCGGAGAUAUAUAAUAUUGGAGUAGACUGAGAAUAACUAUAACGCUAGGCGACAACGUAACAUAAAGUGUGGGAUAAUAGUAACUGUCGAUAAACAUGAAAACCUUACUUAUACUUGCCAUAUGCUGUAUUAUCAUUGUAAAAGCUGAAGACCAGAAAAGAAGCCUUACAGACUCACUAAAAAACCACGUCAACAAAUUAGAAACACGACAUUCAAUAAGCAAAAGACGGUCACAGCCAUGCUUUGACUACCAACUAGAGCCAAUUGGGUUUUACUGCAGGGGUACAGGUAAACGUAGAAGCCAUGCUGCGGGAAAACGCGAUGAAAAGAAAGCAGCGCCUGAUUUCGGAGUCGGUGGAUUCGAUCUUCUCGGAAAAAAAGCCGCGCCAGAUUUCGGCGUCGGUGGGUUCGAUCUUCUAGGUAAAAAAGCUGCACCCGAUUUCGGUGUCGGUGGGUUCGAUCUCCUCGGAAAAAAAGCAGCACCAGAUUUCGGCGUCGGUGGAUUCGAUCUCCUCGGGAAGAAAGCAGCACCAGAUUUCGGCGUCGGCGGAUUCGAUCUCCUCGGAAAGAAAGCAGCCCCAGAUUUCGGUGUUGGUGGGUUCGAUCUUCUUGGAAAGAAAGCAGCACCAGAUUUCGGUGUUGGUGGGUUCGAUCUUCUUGGAAAGAAAGCAGCACCAGAUUUCGGUGUUGGUGGGUUCGAUCUCCUCGGAAAGAAAGCAGCACCAGAUUUCGGUGUUGGUGGGUUCGAUCUCCUCGGAAAGAAAGCAGCCCCUGAUUUCGGUGUUGGUGGGUUCGAUCUCCUCGGAAAGAAAGCAGCACCAGAUUUCGGAGUCGGUGGAUUCGAUCUCCUCGGAAAGAAAGCAGCACCAGAUUUCGGAGUCGGUGGAUUCGAUCUCCUCGGGAAGAAAGCAGCACCAGAUUUCGGAGUCGGUGGAUUCGAUCUCCUCGGAAAGAAAGCAGCACCAGAUUUCGGAGUCGGUGGAUUCGAUCUCCUCGGAAAGAAAGCAGCACCAGAUUUCGGUGUUGGUGGAUUUGAUCUUCUUGGAAAGAAAGCAGCACCAGAUUUCGGUGUUGGUGGAUUCGAUCUCCUUGGAAAGAAAGCAGCACCGGAUUUUGGCGUCGGUGGUUUUGAUUUGCUUGGAAAGAAAGAUGCAUCCGAUGACGAAUAA
Molecule: messenger RNA, 1335 nt
Organism: Saccoglossus kowalevskii
Lineage: Eukaryota; Metazoa; Hemichordata; Enteropneusta; Harrimaniidae
Source: RefSeq, a predicted model, not a curated record